AUGAGGACUCCGUCUGACCAGCGAGACAAAGCAAAAUGGUGUGAAUUCCACAAUGACCACGGUCACCGAACGGAUGAGUGCAUUUCCUUAAAACUCGAAGUAUCCAACCUGUUAAAACGUGGUCACCUGACUGACUUACUUACAGACAAAGGCAAAAGAACAUUCCAGCAGGGAGCAGACAGGUCAGUCGUCCAAAGAGAAGUAACCCCGCCAAAGCCACCUACUCAUGAACGGACGGUGAACGUAAUAACUGGUGGCUCUGAGGUAAGCGGAGUCACCCAUUCAGCAGCCAAAAGACAUGCCAGGCAGACCAACUGCGUCAAAGGAGAGUUCAGCGAGACAGAGAAGAAUACCAUCAACCUACCAGCUCAAACCAUCAGUUUCUCAACAACAGAGUCAACCAGAAUCCUCAACCCACAUCAUGAUGCUCUUGUCAUUGCACUUUACAUUGCUAAUUGUCUUACUAAACGUAUACUUAUUGAUAAUGGUAGUUCAGCUAACAUUUUAUUUUUAAGUGCUCUCAGGGAAAUGGGGAUAGAUGAAUCAAAGAUUAUAAAGAAGACUACAAUCCUCAUCGGUUUCAGUGGAGAACAAAAGAACACACUAGGAGAGAUCGAGCUACCUGUCUAUGCCGAAGGAGUCAAUCUAUGCACAAGAUUCCUGGUAGUAGACUCUCCGUCUGCUUACAACGUGAUACUGGGUCGACCAUGGAUACAUGAAAUGGAGGCAGUCCCUUCAACAUACCACCAAGUCCUAAGGUUCCCAACUAAGUGGGGAGUAAAAGAAAUUAAAGGCCAACAGAAAGAUUCGAGAGCGUGUUACCAGACUACCAUGAAGGCCAAACCCGCUCAGUUAUAG
Molecule: messenger RNA, 858 nt
Organism: Humulus lupulus (European hop)
Lineage: Eukaryota; Viridiplantae; Streptophyta; Magnoliopsida; Rosales; Cannabaceae
Exons: 1
Coding region: 1-858 (285 amino acids)
Source: RefSeq, a predicted model, not a curated record